GAGAGGUUAGUGGUUAGUGGUUAGUGGUUAGAAGUUAGAACUUAGAACGACAAAACGAAUCGUUUUAUACUCUGAGAGUGAGAAGUAGCGAAGCGAACAAAACGGAGUCUACACUACUGUAUGAAGCUUCCACCACCACCAUCGCCAUCUUCUUCUUCCACCAUCGCCUUGGAAUUAGGGUUUUGCAGAGCUUAAUUCUUCACUCACGAUGCAUUCGAGAUCUAAUAUUUUGCUUUUCUGAAAUUCCAAUUUUUCACUCAUCACAAUAUCGCAAUUGCUCCACUGCACUUUCGCCAACUGCCGAAAUUGACCAAAUUGGGCGAUAACUUAAUCCUUGAUUGCUUCCCAUUCUUAUUUGAAGGGUUUAUAUAAUGGCAACCACUGCUUGUUUCAUCAUUGUUAGCAGAAAUGAUAUUCCUAUUUAUGAAGCUGAAGUUGGAGUAGCUGCUAAAAGAGAGGAUGCUGCUCAGCUGCAUCAGUUUAUCCUGCAUGCUGCUCUCGAUAUUGUUCAGGACCUAGCAUGGACUACUAGCGCUAUGUACUUGAAAUCGGUAGACAGGUUUAAUGAUCUGGUGGUCUCAGUAUAUGUCACAGCUGGUCAUACCCGUUUUAUGUUGCUUCAUGACUCUCGUAAUGAUGAUGGCAUUAAGAGCUUCUUCCAAGAGGUACACGAACUUUACAUAAAGACACUUCUUAAUCCCCUGUACUUGCCUGGCUCCCGGAUCACAUCAUCACAUUUUGACACGAAAGUCCGAGCUCUUGCCCGAAAAUAUUUGUAGAGUCCACCAGCUAGCUCAUACAGCACUGAGUCUGGAUUUGAUCAAUUCUCUUUGUUAUCCCCUACAAGAUUUGGCAGAAAGGUUAGGUUUGGUGUUUGCCUGAAAUGUUUGUGUACACAAGUCAUUAGCGGAAGAUGGCUAUGUUUGUUGACAAAAGCUGUUGGAUCGCUAGUGUUACAAUUUGUAAUACAUACUAAUCAAUCUUGUAAUUUAUGAUCGAAUAUUUGUUUUUAAGUGGUAAAGGAUUAUAUUUAACACAUACAA
Molecule: messenger RNA, 1043 nt
Organism: Arachis stenosperma
Lineage: Eukaryota; Viridiplantae; Streptophyta; Magnoliopsida; Fabales; Fabaceae
Exons: 6
Coding region: 372-779 (135 amino acids)
Biological process (GO): endoplasmic reticulum to Golgi vesicle-mediated transport
Cellular component (GO): nucleus; cytoplasm; TRAPP complex
Source: RefSeq, a predicted model, not a curated record